This is a messenger RNA of Passer montanus (Eurasian tree sparrow), 1503 nucleotides long. RefSeq names its product nipsnap homolog 3A (gene NIPSNAP3A). NCBI's taxonomy places the organism in Eukaryota, Metazoa, Chordata, Aves, Passeriformes, Passeridae. Gene Ontology annotation, cellular component: mitochondrion. The record is from RefSeq and is a predicted model, not a curated record. Bases 96 to 695 code for a protein of 199 amino acids. The transcript is spliced from 5 exons.
UUACUAUUUUCUUUCAGGCAUGCCUUGCUACAGGGCCCAGACAAAACAAUGGCAUUUUCUAUGAAAUUCGCACCUACGAUAUUAAGCCAGCGAAGAUGAAGGAGUUUUUGGAAAUGGUCAACAAGUACUUUCACUUUCGCACCGCUCACUCGGAGCUGGUGGGAUUCUGGUACUCGGAGCUGGGAGCGAUGAACAAGGUGCUCCACAUUUGGAAGUACGAUAAUUUUGCCCACAGAACAGCAGUCCGGCACGCGCUAGCAAAUGACAAAGACUGGCAGGGAAAAUUCAUCUCUGCAGCUCUCCCCUUGGUAGAGAAGCAGCACAAUGAGGUUGCUUAUCUGGUGCCCUGGUGUCAGCUCGGGAAGCCUUCAAAGGAAGGGGGUGUAUAUGAAUGGGUUACUUUCCAGAUGAAGCCUGGUGGGCCAGCAUUGUGGGGUGAAGCAUUUCGAGCUGCAAUCAAUGCUCACAUCAACACAGGAUAUACCAAGCUGAUCGGUGUUUUCCACACAGAAUAUGGAUUACUUAACACAGUCCAUGUGUUAUGGUGGAACGAGAGCCCAGAUCACCGGGCAGCAGGAAGACACAGCGCCCAUGAAGAUGCCAGAGUUGUAGCAGCUGUGCGCGACAGUGUCAGAUUCUUGGAGUCCCAGCAAAAUGUGCUUCUGAUUCCUCUGCAAUGCUCACCACUGAAGUAACCUUCUUCUAAAGGAUGUAACUGAUGGCAGAAGAGACAAGAUGGAAGUGUCAGCAAGUGACAUGGACCCUCAUACCCUCAUGAGCUGUGCUGUUCUUCAGUGGACUAGAAAUGGAUGCAAAAUGCUGAUCCACUGGCAGUGUAAAUCAGCACUCUGAUACCAAAAACAGAAGUUUACGGUGAUGUUCCUACAUCUCCAGGACAAAGAACUUCAUGACACAAACCAUGUAUCACCAGCCUUCUAUUUUAAUCCCUAAGUUCUUAAUAAUUUUUUGCAUAGCUAGAUCACUUACCAAACUGAGAAAGUUAAGUACUCUUGUCCAGCAUUCCAGCCAGGGAUGGUAUCAUUUUUAUAACAUGCUUUGAUGCCCCUUAUAAUUAUCACAUCUUAGUUAGUCUAUACAGUUUUAAGAAGGAAAGCUCCCACAUAUAUCUUACCCACUUAUGUUUUAAUCUGACUUCUCACUGGCAUACUUUAUAUUAAUUCUGAGCAAUGUGCAACAUCAGUGGGGCUGAUCAGGUAGUGUAUCCUAAUGAGCUCUGCCAUGAGACUUUUUACAAAAUAACUUGUUAUGGCUUAUUUCAGCCUUUUCCUUUUUCAUUAAACACGGCCUCAAAACUGUGAGUUAUCCACACAAGCUUUGGCUGGGGCAUUUUAAUAUUUGUUUAGGGUGCUAAGGGUGAUUAGCCCUUCUUCUUCAAUUGUGUCAUCAGAAUCAACUGAUUUACAUGUGCUGUCAUUCUUUGAAAUACUUUUUCUCAGACUUUUAGUUGAAAGCUAAAUAAAUGAGCAUAAAGCAUUAAUUCUU